AUCCUAUUCCCUCUUGUGGAUCAUUCUCUGAAAGGGGAAACAAUAUUAUGAGGAGGUGAUUAAUAUCGGAGGUACAAUUGCAAAAGGCUUGUCUGGAUAUUCCCUGAAGGAAAACCUUGUGGCAGGAGAGUCAUUUAGAAGAUUUGGAAGUGAGAAAGAGGAGCAGGAAUCCUGAUCUCAUCUCCCCAGUGCAGGAAGAGACUUGGUUUAUUCCGGCUGCAGAAGCAAAGAGCUGUUCAAUGUAGUGGGAUUUUCUUUGCAAGAAUACCUGACCUCCUUUUCCAGAGAUCCCUGCAGAAUCUGCCAUGAGAACCAUCUCUGGAUGGCUGAAGUGGGGGGACAGGACAGGGUGCAGCUGCGCAUCCAGGAGGAUAUGGGGGGCAUGGUGGGUUUUUGGGCUCCUGGAAGUGCAAAGUUGGAGCAGGCUUGUCUUCAUCAGCUUUGGUCUAUUGGCUGUAUCAGCAACGGGUCAGAACUGCAGUUUCACUCUGCAAGAACCAAAUGGAACAGUAGAAAGUCCAGGAUUCCCAUAUGGAUAUCCAAAUUAUGCCAACUGCACAUGGACUAUUAAUACAGAAGCGCAAAAUCGAAUACAGUUGUGGUUCCAUUCAUUUGCCUUAGAAGAAGACUUUGAUGUCCUAUCUGUAUAUGAUGGAGUGCUAUCAGCUGAAAACCUGAGGACAAGGUUAACAGGUUUUCAUCUCCCAGCCCCAAUUGUGAGCAGUGGAAGUCUCCUAACUCUUUGGUUGGUAUCAGACUAUGCAGUCAGCGCUCAAGGCUUUCGCUCCACCUAUGAAGUUUUGCCAAGUCACACAUGUGGAAAUCCUGGGCGCCUACAGAAUGGUCUACAACAGGGGACGACAUUCAACAUAGGAGACAAAGUCCGAUACAGCUGCAAUGCAGGGUAUAUACUUGAAGGUCAUGCCUUGCUAACCUGCGCAUCCAGCUCUCAAAGCAGUGCCUCUUGGGAUUUUCCUCUGCCCACAUGUAGAACGGACGAUGCAUGUGGAGGAACUUUAAGAGGCCAAAGUGGAAUCAUAACAAGUCCUCAUUUCCCAUCGGAAUACAAUAACAAUGCUGACUGUACAUGGACAAUCCUUGCAGAGGUUGGGGACACGAUUGCCUUGAUCUUCACAGACUUUCAAUUAGAAGAUGCAUAUGACUAUCUGGAAGUCACAGGCACAGAUGGCUCAUCACUCUGGUUUACAGGAUCAAACUUACCACCACCAGUUAUCAGCAGCAAGAAUUGGCUACGAAUUCACUUUACAUCUGAUGGAAAUCACAGACAGAAAGGAUUUAGUGCACAGUACCAAGUGAAAAAGCAAAUGGAGAUGAAAUCUAGAGGAGUCAAGCUUCUGCCCAAUAAGGACAGCAACCAGAAGACAUCAGUGUUAACUCAGGUGGGUGUUUACCAAGGACACCAUUUGUGUCCCGACCCAGGAGUUCCAGAACAUGGGAAAAGAAUAGGUACUGAUUUCAGGCUUGGCUCCAGCAUUCAGUUCAUGUGCAAUGACGGUUAUGAUCUUCAAGGUUCCAAAAGUAUCACCUGCAUGAAAGUCAGCGAUAUGUUUGCUGCUUGGAGUGAUCACCGACCUGUGUGCAGAGCAAGAAUGUGUGACGCUCAUCUUCGGGGGCCUUCCGGGAUCAUCACCUCCCCUAACUACCCAGUCCAGUAUGAUAGCAAUGCACACUGUGUGUGGAUAAUCACAGCUAUUAACCCAUCCAAGGUGAUCAAGCUUACAUUUGAAGAGUUUGAGCUGGAAAGAGGGUAUGACACUCUCACAGUAGGAGAUGGUGGAAAGGUUGAGGACCAGAAAUCUGUACUCUAUGUGCUGACUGGAGCCAGUGUUCCCGAUCUUAUAGUGAGCUCUAAUCACCAGAUGUGGCUUCUGUUCAGGACUGACUCUUCUGGGAGUAACCUUGGUUUUAAGGCUUCUUAUGAAGAGAUAGACCAGGGGAGCUGUGGUGACCCAGGUAUCCCAGCAUUUGGAACGAGAGAUGGAUCACGAUUCCGACAUGGAGACAUCCUGGUAUUCCAGUGCCAGCCAGCGUUUGAGUUGGUUGGGCAGUCGACAAUCACAUGCCAAAAGAACAGCCAAUGGUCUGCCAGAAAGCCUAGUUGUGUGUUUUCCUGCUUCUUUAAUUUCACAACUCCUUCUGGAAAUGUCCUGUCUCCAAACUACCCUGAAGAAUACAGCAACCACCUGCACUGUGUGUGGCUGAUCAUAGCCAAGCCCGAGAGCCGCAUUCACCUGGCUUUCAAUGACUUUGACGUGGAGCCUCAGUUCGACUUUCUGGCAGUGAAGGAUGGCGGUUCUCCGGAGUCACCUGUCCUGGGCACUUUCUCAGGGAACCAGGUGCCCUCAUCAUUAACAAGUAGCGGUCAUGUGUUAAGACUUGAGUUCCAGACCGACCACUCCACCGAAAAGCGAGGAUUCAAUAUCACGUUUACCACUUUCAGGCACAACGAGUGCCCUGAUCCCGGCGUGCCAGUGAAUGGCAAAAGAUUUGGAGAGAGCCUGCAGCUGGGGAGUUCUGUGUCCUUCUUGUGUGACGACGGUUUUAUCCGCACACAUGGCUCGGAAACCAUCACUUGUAUCUUAAAAGAAGGAAAUGUUGUAUGGAAUAGCGCAGUACUGAGAUGUGAAGCCCCAUGUGGUGGACACCUGACAGCUCCAAGUGGGAUGAUUCUUUCUCCUGGCUGGCCUGGGUUUUACAAGGAUUCCUUGAACUGUGUGUGGGUUCUGGAAGCACAGCCUGGAUACCCUAUAAAAAUCACAUUUGACAAAUUUAAGACUGAGGUGAAUUAUGACACCCUGGAAGUGAGAGAUGGGAAGUCUUAUUCUUCACCAUUGAUUGGGGUCUAUGAUGGCACGCAGGUACCCCAGUUCUUAAUCAGCACCAGCAACUUCCUAUACCUGCUCUUCACCACUGACAAGAGUCACUCCGACAUUGGUUUUCAAAUCCGCUAUGAGACGGUGAAACUGCAGUCAGAUCAUUGCCUUGAUCCAGGAAUCCCGGUAAAUGGUCAGCGUCAUGGUAAUGAUUUCUAUGUUGGGGCCCUUGUGACAUUCAGCUGUGACUCUGGUUACACCCUCAGUGAUGACCAGGCACUAGAGUGUGAGCCCAAUUUUCAGUGGAGCAGAGCCCUGCCCAGCUGUGAAGCUCUUUGUGGGGGAUACAUCCAGGGUUCUACUGGAACCAUCUUAUCACCUGGAUUUCCUGAUUUCUACCCCAAUAACCUGAAUUGUACAUGGGUUAUAGAAACAUCUCAUGGGAAAGGUGUAUUCUUUACCUUUCACACCUUUCACCUGGAGAGUGGCCAUGAUUUCCUGCUUAUCACAGAGAAUGGUAGUUUCAGUCAGCCUCUGAAACGUCUCACUGGGUCUAGACUCCCUGCUCCUAUUAGUGCUGGGUUGUAUGGAAACUUCACAGCACAACUUCGUUUUAUCUCAGACUUCUCCAUGUCCUACGAGGGAUUUAAUGUCACGUUCUCAGAGUAUGAUCUGGAACCAUGCGAUGAGCCGGAGGUCCCAGCUUACAGCAUCAGAAAGGGUCUCCAGUUUGGGGUUGGUGACUCCUUGACGUUCUCCUGCUUCCCUGGAUACCGCUUGGAAGGAGCUUCUCGCAUCACCUGCCUGGGAGGUAGACGGCGUGUGUGGAGUUCGCCUCUCCCAAGGUGUGUUGCUGAGUGUGGAGCAUCUGUCACUGGAACUCAGGGUGUCUUGCUGUCCCCGGGUUACCCAGCAAACUAUAGCAACCACCAUGAAUGUAUAUACUCCAUCCAGAGCCAACCAGGGAAAGGUGUUCAGCUGAAAGCCAGGACGUUCGACCUUGCACCUGGAGACCACCUUAAGGUCUUUGAUGGACACAAUAAUUCUGCUCGACUGCUUGGUAAAUUUAGCCAGUCAGAGAUGCUGGGGCGGAGCCUGAACAGCACCUCAAGUGCCCUGUGGCUGGAGUUCAUCACUGAUGCCGAAAAUACCAGUAAAGGAUUUGAGCUGUUUUAUUCCAGUUUUGAGCUGAUUAAAUGUGAAGACCCAGGGACACCACAGUAUGGCUACAAGGAUAAAGACGAGGGACACUUUGCGGGAAGCUCAGUGACUUUCAGCUGUGAUCCAGGUUAUAACUUACGUGGUAGCCGUGUAUUAGUGUGCCUGACUGGAGAGCGCAGAGUGUGGAACCAGCCUCUUCCUUUGUGCAUAGCGGAGUGUGGUGGUGUUAUACGCGGAGAGAAAGUGGGCCGGGUGUUGUCUCCUGGGUAUCCUGCACCCUAUGAUCACAACCUCAAUUGCAUUUGGAUAAUUGAAGCGGAUGCUGGCUGCACCAUCGGGUUACACUUCACGGUUUUCCACACUGAGGAUGUGCAUGAUGUCCUGAAGAUAUGGGAUGGAUCCGUAGAGAGCGGCAUUCUCAUGAAGGAAUUAAGCGGUUCCACCUUGCCCUCCGACAAACACAGCACCUUCAAUUCUGUCACGCUGCAAUUCAAUACAGAUUUCUUCACCAGCAAACAGGGGUUCUCUAUCCACUUUUCAGUUACUACAGCUACAUCCUGUAAUGAUCCCGGAAUACCUCAAAAUGGCAGCAGAAGUGGAGAUAGUCGUGAUGCUGGUGACACCAUUGUAUUCCAGUGUGAUCCAGGCUAUCUUCUAGAAGGUGAACCCAAGAUUAACUGUGUGCAGAUUGCUGACAGGUUCUACUGGAAUCCCAACCCUCCAAUCUGCAUAGCUCCGUGUGGUGGCAAUCUAACUGGACCAACAGGAGUUAUCCUGUCACCGCAAUACCCAGAACCUUACCCACCUUUGAAAGAGUGUGACUGGAAAUUGAUGGUGUCUUCUGAUUAUGUGAUUGCUCUCUCCUUUAACACCUUUAAUAUAGAGCCUGGUUAUGAUUUCCUGCACAUCUAUGAUGGGCCAGACUCACUAAGCCCACUAAUAGGAAGUUUUUAUGGGUCCCAGCUUCCUGACAGAAUCGAGAGCAGAAGCAACAGCUUGUUCAUUGCUUUUCGGAGUGAUGCAUCUGUGAGCAGUGGGGGGUUCGUCAUCGAUUACACAGAGAAUCCCAGGGAGUCCUGUUUUGAUCCAGGAGCAAUAAAAAAUGGCACCCGUGUUGGAAGUGAUCUAAAACUUGGCUCUACUGUAACUUACUACUGUGACAGUGGCUAUGAGGUUGAGGGAGCAUCUACUCUGACCUGUGUGAUGGGAGGAGAUGGAAAGCCAAUAUGGAACUAUCCUUGUCCUACAUGUAUAGCUCCCUGUGGAGGACAAUAUGUUAAUCAAGAUGGAGUGAUACUGUCUCCCAAUUACCCCAGUAACUAUACCUCUGGACAGAGCUGUUCCUAUUUUAUUGUUGUUCCAAAGGAUUAUGUGGUGUUUGGCCAGUUCACCUUCUUCCAGACUGCGCUCAAUGAUGUGGUUGAAGUACACGAUGGGCCCAACGAACAAGCUCGUCUACUCAGCUCCUUAUCUGGAUCUCAUACGGGUGAAUCUCUACCUCUUGCAACUUCCAAUCAGAUUUUAAUUAAGUUCAGUACCAAGGGACAGGCGACAGCCAAAGGAUUUCAUUUUGUGUACCAAGCUGUUCCUCGUACAAGUGCCACUCAGUGCAGUUCAAUACCAGAGCCCAAAUAUGGCCGUCGUGUCGGGAACGAUUUCUCAGUUGGAGCUGUUGUGCGCUUUCAGUGUAUCCCUGGCUAUGUUCUGCAGGGAUCCAAGAACAUUGAAUGCCAGGCAGUGAUUGGAGCUCUGGCACAGUGGAACACCUCUGUGCCCUCAUGCCUGGUGCCUUGUGGUGGGAAUCUGACGGAACGCAAAGGAACAAUCCUGUCUCCGGGCUUCCCUGAGCCGUACCUGAACAGCUUGAACUGUGUGUGGAAGAUCACAGUACCUGAGGGAUAUGGAAUCCAGAUCCAGGUAAUCAGCUUUGGUACAGAGCAGAACUGGGACUCACUGGAAGUCUUUGAUGGAGGAGACAAUACAGCCACCAUGUUGGGAAGUUUUUCAGGAACCACAGUGCCGGCGCUGCUUAAUAGCACUUCAAACCACCUGUACCUGCAUUUCUUCUCUGAUAUCAGUGUGUCUGCAGCCGGCUUUCACCUAGAAUAUAAGACUGUAGGUCUUCUCAGUUGCCCUGAACCAUCUGUUCCCAGUAAUGGAGUAAAGAUUGGAGAAAAAUACCUUGUGAAUGAUGUGAUCUCAUUCCAUUGUGAACCAGGAUAUACCCUGCAGGGUCAUUCUCAUAUCUCCUGUAUGCCGGGUACAGUGAGACGCUGGAAUUAUCCUCCUCCACUAUGUAUCGCCCAAUGUGGAGGAGUUACAGAAGACAUGGAAGGUGUCAUACUAAGCCCUGGAUUCCCAGGAAACUACCCCAGUAAUUUGGACUGCACCUGGAAGAUCUCUUUACCCGUGGGAUUCGGAGCUCACAUUCAGUUUCUCAGCUUUUCAAGUGAAGCAAAUCAUGACUUUUUGGAGAUCCGCAAUGGCCCUCACGAGACCAGCGGUGUAAUUGGCAGGUUUAGUGGGUCAGAGACGCCUGGUAACCUUCUCUCUACAUCACAUGAAACCUCUAUUUAUUUCCAUAGUGACCAUUCUCAAAAUAAACCAGGAUUUAAAUUGGAAUAUCAGGCCUAUGAGCUUCAAGAAUGUCCAGAUCCAGAACCGUUUUCCCACGGUGUGGUCCGAGGAGCUGGUUACAAUGUUGGGCAAUCAAUCUCCUUUGAGUGCAAUCCCGGAUACCAGUUGGUAGGUCAUCCAGUCCUAACAUGCCAACAUGGCACCAGCAGAAACUGGGAUCACUCGUUUCCCAGGUGUGAAGUUCCAUGUGGAGGAAAUGUCACAGCUUUCAAUGCAUCCAUAUACUCUCCUGGCUUCCCCAAUCAGUACCCAAAUUCCCAGGACUGUUCCUGGAUCAUCACUGUUCCAGUUGGAUUUGGAAUUCACAUCAACUUUACAAUCCUGGAAACAGAACCACAAAAUGAUCACAUCACUAUCUGGGAUGGGCCCCAACAAACGGACAUCCAGCUAGGUGUGUUCACCAGCAGUUCCACAAAAAGAUCAACAAUGAGCUCCUCCAACCAAGUCCUUAUAACCUUUCACAGCAAUGCUGCCAAUGGAGGCAUCUUCGCAUUGUACUUCUAUGGAUAUCGGCUCCGGAAGUGCAAACCACCAAUUACAGUUCCAAAUGGAGAAGUGCUCUCAGGGAGCGAGGAGUUUCUCAUGGGUGAUAUUGUGCGCUACAAAUGUCUCCCAGGAUUCACCUUGGUGGGGCCUGAAAUCUUGAUCUGUCAUCUUGGAACCCGCUUACAGUUUGAGGAACCUCCCCCAUCCUGUGAUGUACUUUGUCCAGCUAUUGAGAUCCUGACUGAUUCCACUGGAGUAAUCCUGAGCCAAAGUUAUCCCGGUACCUAUCCUCAGUUCCAGACAUGUUCCUGGCUUAUUAAAGUUGAAGCCGGGUACAAUGUGACCCUUACUGUGGAGUACUUUCUAAGUGAGAAGCAGUAUGAUGAGUUCGACAUAUUUGAUGGUCCAUCUGGACAAAGUCCAUUGCUAACAUCCUUGAGUGGCAACUAUUCAUCACCCAUGACCUUCACCAGUACAGGAAACAAAGUGCUUCUACGUUGGAUGUCUGAUCACGCAUACAGUAGGAAGGGGUUCAAGAUACGCUACUCAGCCGCAUACUGCAGCCUCCCGCGUCCUCCUCUCCACGGCUCCAUACUAGGUCCUGUUAUCAGUCCUCCCGGAGGGGUUGUGCGGUUCACAUGCAAUCCUGGCUACAGGCUCAUUGGAAUUAACUCAGCUACAUGCCUACGUCGUCCUCAAGGCUAUUAUGACUGGAACUCAGAGGUGCCACUAUGUCAGGCAAUGUUUUGCGGUGUACCUGCUGCUCCCAAAAAUGGAGCAGUAUUUGGAAAGGAGUACACCGUGGGCACCAAAGCCUUUUAUGACUGUAAUGAGGGACACCACCUCCUGAAUCCUGAAGAUGCUACUGCAGAGUGUUUACCCUCCGGACACUGGAGCAAUGGCAACAACCCCUCACAAUGUGUAGCGGUCACAUGUCCUGAAAUCAACAGUAUAAACACAGAACAUGGUCGCUGGCGUCUCAUCCAGAAAACACAGUAUCAGUAUGGAGCGGAGCUUAUGCUAAUCUGCGAUCCUGGCUAUUACUACAUAGGAUCUCGCAUUAUUCAUUGUCAGGCCAAUGGAACAUGGAGUGCGGGGGAGACAUUGCCUACCUGCAACAUUAUCUCCUGUGGAGAUUUACCCAUUCCAGCUAAUGGGAACAAAAUUGGGAUGUUGACCCAAUAUGGAGCAACUGCCAUCUUUGCCUGUAACAGUGGCUAUACUCUUGUGGGGUCCCGAGUGCGAGAGUGCAUGGCAAAUGGGCUGUGGAGUGGGCAGGAGGUCAAGUGCUUGGCUGGUCAUUGUGGUACCCCAGAACCUAUCGUGAACGGUUUUAUUAAUGGGCAGAACUAUAAUUAUCGAGACAGUGUGGUAUACCACUGUAAUGCAGGCUUCAGACUAAUUGGAAAGUCUGUAAGAAUAUGUCAGCAGGACCAUCGGUGGUCAGAGAGGUCCCCCAUCUGUGUGCCUAUCACCUGUGGGCACCCCGGGAAUCCUGGGUACGGAAUAACUCAGGGAUCCCAGUUUAACCUGAAUGACAUUGUGAAGUUUGCAUGUAACCCAGGCUAUAUCAUGGAGGGUGCAGUUCAAGCUCAUUGUCAAGCAAACGGACAGUGGAGUCAUGCCCUGCCGACAUGCAGAAUCUUGAACUGUACGGAUCCUGGCCACGUUGAAAAUGGUCUCAGACGGGUACUGCAAAGAGGUCCAGAUCGAUUUAGUUUUGGGACAUCUGUAUCCUAUGAGUGUAGCCAUGGUUACUAUUUAAUGGGAACACACGUGCUUUCCUGCCAAGGGGAUGGCACAUGGGACCGAGACCUUCCCAGCUGUCUAUUGAUCUCUUGUGGUUCCCCUGGCCUUCCACCUAAUGCUCAGGUUUCAGGAAGAAGAUAUACAGUGGGUUCUGUAAUACAUUAUAGCUGCCUUGGCAAACGUACCCUAAUUGGAAAUGCCACCCGUACUUGCCAAUUGGACGGACGUUGGAGUGGCUUCCUGCCACACUGCUCAGGGGGUAGUUCCAGUGAGUGUGGGGACCCUGGAGUUCCAUCUCAUGGACUUCGCCAGGGUGAUGACUUUACGAUAGACAGUAUAGUGCGCUUUAGUUGUGAAGCUGGGUACGUCCUGCGAGGGUCUGCAGAGAGAAAAUGUCUGUUCAGUGGAUCAUGGAGUGGAUUACAGCCUGAGUGUGAAGUGAUUUCAUGCGGAAAUCCUGGGACCCCCAGCAACUCUCGUGUGAUAUUCAAUGAUGGUCUGGUAUUUUCUAGCUCUAUUGUUUAUGAGUGCCGCGAGGGUUAUUACACCAGUGGACCCCUGAGGCGGGACUGCACUGUCAAUGGUACAUGGGCUGGCACUGCUCCAGAGUGCACAGUAAUUAACUGUGGGGAUCCUGGCACCCCAGCAAAUGGUAUCCGACUAGACAAUGAUUUCCAUUACAAUCAUACAGUAUCCUUCCAGUGUUUACCUGGGUACAUGAUGGAGUCAGACCGUGCAGCAACCCUUUAUUGCACAAAAGAUCGCACAUGGAAUGGCACAAAGCCACUCUGCAAAGCCAUUACCUGCCCGCCUCCUCCCUCUAUUACUAAUGGGAAAGUGGUGGGAUCAGACUUUCUCUGGGGAUCCAGCCUUUCGUACACCUGCUUAGAAGGUUACCAGCUGUCCUUGCCAGCUGUCCUUACCUGUGAGAGCAACAGGACCUGGGUUGGAGAGGUUCCACAAUGCUUCCCUGUAUUCUGUGGAGAUCCAGGCAUUCCUGCUCAUGCUCGGAGAGUAGAUAGAGGCUUCAAUUAUCGUUCAUCCAUAUCUUUUUCAUGUCCUCCUCCACUGGUCUUGGUGGGAUCAUCACGCAGGUUUUGUCAGUCAGACGGCUCUUGGAGUGGGACUCAACCGAGCUGCAUUGAUCCCUCCCACACAACCUGCACUGAUCCAGGGAUCCCUGCCUUUGGAAUGCAGAACGGCUCUCAGGGGUUCCAGGUUAGCAAUAUAGUACAAUUUAAGUGUCAGAAGGGAUACCUCCUUCAGGGCUCCACCACACGGACCUGCCUCCCAAACUUGACUUGGAGUGGGGUGCAACCAGAGUGCAUUCCCCACAACUGCCGACAGCCUGAAACACCCGCUCAUGCCAAUGUCGGAGCAAUAGACUUACCAUCCUUAGGCUACACAUUGAUCUACACUUGCCAAGCUGGUUUUUACCUCACUGGGGGCUCCGAGCAUAGAACCUGCAGGGUGGAUGGGAGCUGGACAGGGAAGCCUCCUGUGUGUCAGGCUGAUGUCAGACCCAGUGGAAAACCUAUUUUCCCAGUUAAAGAUCCUCCCAUCCAAAAAAUAUCCGUUCCUGCUGAUGUCUUUGCCAAGGACUCUCUUUGGAAAGGGUCUUAUGAAUAUCAAGGAAGAAAACAACCAGCAAUGCUCACGGUCACCAGUUAUGAGGUUGGAAACAGUAAAGUUAAUGCCACCAUGAUUGAUCACAGUGGGGUAGAGCUGCAAGUAUCAGGUAUUUACAAAAAGGAAGAAUUUCACCUUCUUCUCCAGGCAUAUCAGAUCCGGGGACCAAAAGACAUUGUCAUGGAGAAGUUCAAGAUAGAUAGCUGGGCUUUGGAUGGCCAUGUUUCUUCUGAAUCUGGUGGGGGAACAUAUGUUUAUCAAGGCUUUGUGCGUGGAAAAGGAUUUGGACAGUUUGGUCUUCAAAGAAUAGACAGGAGAUUAUUAGAAAAUAGUCCUGACACCAUAGGACACUUCCCAUCCAACAGCAGCUCUGUGGCAGCUGCUAUUCUUGUGCCUUUUAUAGCUCUCAUCAUUGCUGGUUUCGUCCUAUAUCUCUACAAACACAGAAGAAGACCCAAGGUUCCAUUUAAUGGCUUCACAGGACAUGAGAACACAAAUGGCCGGGCAACAUUUGAGAAUCCUAUGUAUGAACGGAAUGUGCAGCCCACAGAAAUUGUGGCAAAUGAGACAGAAUUUACAGUUAGCACAGUGUGCACUGCUGUAUAGCACCCGCCCUGCACCAGUGAAACGGUUAUACUUGGAGUCUCCAGCCAGUCUUUCCCUCGCCCUGCAUAUCAUCAGUUGGCAGCUGAUAUCACCAGUGCCACCUGUAGCCACUCCAUUUUUUGAUGACGUCCAAAGUGUGCUAGGCUGGGGGGUUCAGGAGAAACCAGGAGAAUAUCCCAUGUUCUAAGAAGCAAUGCCAACAGCGGACUGGCAAACUCACUCUACUCCAGUCUGAGUAUCAUGCAGCCUUGGCAACUGGGAAUCUCAACACAAGUGGCAGGGUUGCCACCUCCAGAGGUCCUUAUCCUCCAGGGACACCGUGCAAGUGCUUUUAUAGUUAACUUGUAUACAUGCAACGUUGGCUGGGAGUGGAUAUAAACAAAUCUAUAUAUAUAAAUAUACAUAUUUUUAUUCUGCAAAGAACCAGUUCCAAAAAGUGCUUUUCCUCCAUUCUUCUCCGCCUGAUCCCUGCAGCACAUAACAGACUGUGUGGCGUUGGCGGGAAGGGGGAGCGCCGCCUUACACCCCAAACCCCAGGUUGGUGUGCAAGUCUUCAACCAGACAACGGUUCAACCAACGCUUGAAGGAGAGCUGUCCAAUUAUUCUGUUUCAAAACUAACCCUUCUUAUUGGUCACUGAGCACAUAGGUAGACUGGCACCUUCCGAUGGAUAAAUUAGAAACGAUUGGCCACAUUACCUCAAAUGGUCAUGUUGAGUUAGUUGGAUGUGUGAGGUUUUUGUGAGCAAUGCAUUGCAGGUUCCUUUGGGUCUAUUCUCAGUAUUAUUUUGCUGCAUUUUUGGUAGAGGGUGUUUUGUGCAGAGGUUACUGAAACUAGACAGACCCUUACCAAAAUCAGGAUGUUAUCAAAGUUGAGAGACUAUAUGGAAAAAACCCCUGAUACACACAGCCAUUUUAUGGUCAUCUCAAUACAUUUGUUUGACCAUAUGAAUGUUCUUCUGUGAGCCACUGACAGAGUGAGACUAGUCAUGUGGUGCAGUGUCACAGCAAGUAGUAAAUUACCUUCUCCAAUGACAAUGAAUGAAAUUCAAGUCUUUGAAUGUUAUACCAGGCAACAUCAAAUCCACAACAUUAUAACACGGUGUAAUAUAUGAUUAGGUACUCACACCUGGCCUCUGUCUUUCACAUAUGCCAAACUUUAUGUGUUUUACCAAAACCAGUAUGCCCUUUAUCAGGAAAUCACAUUUAUUAUAAAUACAACCAGUUUGGAUGCGCAACAUUUCUCAAGUUAAUAUAUUUAAAUUGAUUAACUUGGGAAAUAAAAACAUUUAUUUUCUUAUUUUAAAUUAUUGCCUAUUUGCCUGGUGGAUGUUACUAUGCUACUAUUCAUGAUAAAACCAUUGACUACCUCUUCUGUUUCUAUAGUACUUCAUAGCAUACAUACAUACAUACAUACAUACAUACAUACAUACAUACAUACAUACAUACAUACAAUAUGUACCCUGAUGUUGUCAAGGUACAAGCAUUAAUUGUUAACUAAACAAUGAUUAUUUCCAUUUGCUCCUAUGUAACAAUAAAUCUGGUAAUGAAGCAGUCAAAAGAACGUGCAAUAAAAACAUAGGAUUUCAGGAGAACAAUCAUACCAAAUUUAUAUAGAGAACUCAGAAACUGUAGUGUUCACUCACAUACGUAGAACUAGGACGAUAACACUAAUAAUUACUUUAAGUAUAGAAUACUCAUAGUCCAAUGUGACAGAGGUAAUGUCUGCCUCUCUAUACACCUCUGUGAAUGCUACAGGUGUGCAGGCAUGACUUGUAUAACCCCAUGAACAGCCCCGGUUCCCCCUGCAAUGCAUUGCUGAGUUAUUUUGUGCAAUGACACCUUUCUGGGGGUGGUCUUCUGUAUGCCGGCGGUUCUGGUGGCAACUGUACCAUCAGCCGACCGGGUGACUGUAUGUACUGUAGUGUCACAUGGAUUUGCUGUACAGGUCAUAUGUAGCAACUUUUAUUGCACUUGACAACAAGAUAAUGAAUAGAUGAAAAAAGUUUGAAUGUAACCCAUAUAUAUUUAUGUAUUUUAAAUAUAUAUAUAUUUUAGUUUAAGAGCAAAUGGUUUUAAGACAUAAAUAUACAGGUUACUGUCACUUUGGGCCUGAUUCAGAAGUAGACACAAUGCCCGUCACUGCAGCGCCGUUGUGUGUUGCAGACCAGAGAAGCUAUGCAAAUGCUGCAGCUGCCGUGAUUUGCAUUGAGAUGCCCACCUCCGGCUUCUCAGAUCUGCUGCUUGCAUACAGAGACGCACCAUCGGAUGCACAUCGGUCCCGCCUUCAGACCUCUGACCAACCCUGUGGUAGUCCAGAAUGUCUGUCACAAGUAAGACGCCGGGCCAGUGAAACUGUGUAAGGAGACACAGCUGCUGGCUCAACAUGCCCCCCAAAAUGAUGGUGACAUGCCUGUGUUUAGUAGCCACCCACUGUACCACACACAAAUGGCCGCUAUCUGUCAGUCACUCUGCAUCCUGAUCCACAGUACGACCGCCAUCACUGAGCCAUUGGGCUACAUGCACAGCGCCACUACUCAGACACUUGCGUAGUAUAAAACGCAUCAUCCAACUGCGUCUGCCUCUUAAUCAGGCCCUUUUUUACUUUAGAGGUGUUUCUGCCUGUUGUUGAGGAUAAAUAAAAUGGCUGAUGUCAAAGUGUUCCUUAGCAAAGACCAAUGAAUAUAUAAAGAUGACAUGGCCAUUGAGUGACAUGUUGGGAGGUUUGUAGCUGCCAUUUUAAUCCUUGUGCUUUACAAAUUCCAAUAACUUUAAUGAUUCUAAACAGGCAAAAACACAGCAUUUAGCAGCAAACGUAUGGUAAAUAAUAUGUACUAACAACGUGUCAUAUUGGUGCUUUAUGCUCUUUGCACAACACAGCUGAGCAGAUUGUGGAACAUCAGACAUGCAGGGGGGUAAACUUACCUAGUUCCGGAUACUCAUGAUGCUACUUUCUCCUUGGCCUCUCCCAACUCCUACAGUCUGCAAUGCAAACAUUAUCAGGACUAGCUAAACAGCUCAUCGCUCAGCUACUGGUCUCCCCCACUGCAACCCACAUACAGUACAACCCAUGGAAAGGACAAACAGAAUAAAUAGACUAUUUUGUACAGAGAUAUAUUUUUAUGAAGAGAAUUUGUACAGUUAAAAAAAAUAUAGAAAUUAAAAAAAAUGUAAAUCAAAUCCUUUAUGUCCUAUUUGGAUUAUUGUAUCCUAUGGUAGUGAUGAGCUUUUUUUGUAAAUGUAAAAAUGUACAAAUGCCUUGUUUACAGAAGAUAACUGUAUAUAUGUAAUCUAUACACACUCUGGCUUGUCUGCAAUAUAAGCUGUUUAAUUUAUGUGUCUCUGUAUAUGAGGCUUCUUUUUGUUCAAUUUGUCUUUU
This is a messenger RNA of Pseudophryne corroboree (corroboree frog), 14479 nucleotides long. Its product is annotated as CUB and sushi domain-containing protein 2-like. The record is from RefSeq and is a predicted model, not a curated record. The coding region runs from base 306 to 11102 and encodes 3598 amino acids. Lineage: Eukaryota; Metazoa; Chordata; Amphibia; Anura; Myobatrachidae. The transcript is spliced from 71 exons.